This is a messenger RNA of Gryllus bimaculatus (two-spotted cricket), 1487 nucleotides long. The record is from the annotation of a GenBank genome assembly. NCBI's taxonomy places the organism in Eukaryota, Metazoa, Arthropoda, Insecta, Orthoptera, Gryllidae.
AACAUUGAGUGAACCGACCCUGGUUCACACGUGGGUUAUGUUACCGGCAGGAAAGAUCAAGAACGAUAUGUGUUACGCCUAGGUUACUCCCAUUUGGUUAAAUGGAAUGGAUGGUAUUUUGAAAUGAGUAUCAAGCGUGCUAUGACGAAAUGUUUUCAACUCACUUUGGCGAUUAUAAAACCUCAUGCAGUGAAAAUGCCUUCUGCUUUGCACAGCAUCCGGAGAAAAAUAAUAUCCAAUAACUUUUACGUCUUAAAUACAAAAGAAGUCAUGUUGGCCAAAGCAGAUGCAGAGAGAUUUUAUGGAGAACAUAAACAAAAAUUCUUUUACAAUAGAUUAGUAACUCUCAUGAGCAGGUGAUGAUAUUCUCUAAAAAUUAAUUCAUUUCUACAUUGAAUGUAGUCUUACGAGGUUAAUUUUACAGUGGGCCUUUGCAUGUACAUAUCUUAGCCAAAGAUAAUGCAAUUCAAAGCUGGCGGGAGCUGAUGGGGCCAACAAAAGUGUACAUGGCACAAUUCACACAACCUGCAACCAUUAGAGGAGAGCAUGGGCUGUCUGACACCCGUAAUGCUGUUCAUGGUUCGGAUUCUGAGACAUCUGCUGCUCGUGAGAUAGAUUUUUUCUUUCCUGGAUUUAACGUGGAUGGUUGGAAAGAAAGGGUAGCUAAAGUGGUCAGCAACGAAACUAUAAUGUUCGAUGAAGAUAGAUUUGUUCAUCGUUUCCCAACUUGAUUUACAAAAACCAAUUUACUAAUUGACAAUGUAGUACAUUUUGAUUUUCGCUGUUUUAUUGUAGUCAUCAGACACCAAAGGAAACAUCAGCAAUUUCAAUGCAUGUUAAAUUGGGAAGGUUGGUUGCAAAUGCAUUUAACUUGCACAAAGCUGUAUUUUAAAUGAACUUUUCAUUGCUUCACAAGUUACCAAAGAUCACAAUCUUAUGUAAGUACUCUUAUAAUAUUAGGUGCCCAGAAAUGGGCUCAAAUUUUACCCUAGGACAGAAAUGGCUUGUGCCAAUCAAACAGAUCUAUUUUUAUGAAUUAUUGUAACUGUAACUUACAGUCCAGUUUAAUGAUGUUAGUGUAUAAAAUGUUAAUUUGAUGGUUAAAGAUGAAAUCAAUGUAUUGUUAGUUUAUAAUCCUUUUAUUAGAAUGAAUAAGUUAAUUAGGUUAUCAAAAGUCCAUUUUUAAAGAAAUUAUAAUACGUUUUGACAUCUUCGUUACCUAGUUGAUAAUGAUUUUGCCUUUAGCAUGUUGCCUUGAAAUACUUCUAUUCCAUUUUGGAGUAGCAUAUGAAGUCAUAACUAUAAUUCUUAUACAAAUAACAUUGCCAGUAGUACUAAGUGCUUUGUUGAAUUAUUUGUAUAUAAGACAGUUAUGCAUUGUUUAUGCAAGUUAAGUUGUAGAGAUAAGUAAUUAUACAGAAGGUGUUUAUGUAUGAUUUUUAUUGCAAUACAGUAUUAGUUUUCUUGUACACUUAUUUGUGUACUAA